Diabrotica balteata is the source of this 234-nucleotide messenger RNA. The record is from the annotation of a GenBank genome assembly. Lineage: Eukaryota; Metazoa; Arthropoda; Insecta; Coleoptera; Chrysomelidae.
AUGUCAUGCGAUGAAGUGGAGCAACAGGCUGACGAACUCAUCAGAAUCUGCACUUAUAUUUAUAUCGACACAGGUGAUAAGAAGGCUGUUAUGCUAGCCGAUAUGGCUAAAGAAUUAAGACCAACAUUUUCAGCUGCUGGAUUUUUCAAAGUUAACAGGCGCAUAUUACCCACCUUUUUCGCUAACAUAUCUACAUAUCUGAUUAUACUGUUGCAGUUUAAAGCAUCGUUUUAG